AUGCCGGGCUUCGACUUCUCAAACUACAACCGCAAUGCGGCCCUGCACUCCCGCGGCGUGCCGCUGCCCAAGGCGACGAGCACAGGUACCACCAUCGUAGGAUGCAUAUAUGACGGCGGUGUCGUGAUCGCCGCCGACACCCGCGCGACGUCGGGCCCCAUCGUCGCCGACAAGAACUGCGAGAAGCUGCACUACAUCGCCCCGCAGAUCUGGUGCGCGGGCGCGGGCACCGCCGCCGACACCGAGUUCACGACGGCCCUCAUCUCGUCGCAGCUCGAGCUGCACUCGCUGUCGACGGGCCGCAAGCCCCGCGUCGUGACCUGCAUGACGCUGCUCAAGCAGCACCUCUUCCGCUACCAGGGCUACAUCGGCGCCUACCUCGUCGUCGCGGGCGUCGACCCCACCGGCACGCACCUCUUCACCGUCCACGCCCACGGCAGCACCGACAAGCUGCCCUACGUGACCAUGGGCUCCGGCUCGCUGGCCGCCAUGUCCGUCUUCGAGACGCGGUGGAAGGCCUCGCUGACGCAGGACGAGGCCGUCGCCCUGUGCGCCGAGGCCAUCGAGGCCGGCAUCUUCAACGACCUCGGCUCCGGCUCCAACGUCGACGUCGCCAUCAUCACCAAGGACAAGACCACCCUCAAGCGCAACUACAUCAAGCCCAACGAGCGCAGCCAGAAGCUCAAGAGCUACGCCUUCAAGAAGGGCACCACCGCCGUGCUCAACGAGAAGAUCAUCCGCAAGGAGGAGAUUGGCAACUUUCUGAGCAUCCACGAGAUCCCCGUCGGCCAGGACACGGAGAAGAUGGAUGUCGACUCAUGA
This is a messenger RNA of Thyridium curvatum, 822 nucleotides long. RefSeq lists its product as uncharacterized. NCBI's taxonomy places the organism in Eukaryota, Fungi, Ascomycota, Sordariomycetes, Thyridiales, Thyridiaceae. The transcript is spliced from 2 exons. The coding region runs from base 1 to 822 and encodes 273 amino acids. Gene Ontology annotation, molecular function: threonine-type endopeptidase activity. Gene Ontology annotation, cellular component: proteasome core complex. The record is from RefSeq and is a predicted model, not a curated record.